Molecule: messenger RNA, 8724 nt
Organism: Dama dama (fallow deer)
Lineage: Eukaryota; Metazoa; Chordata; Mammalia; Artiodactyla; Cervidae
Product: protocadherin beta-15-like
Exons: 1
Coding region: 187-2577 (796 amino acids)
Biological process (GO): homophilic cell-cell adhesion
Cellular component (GO): plasma membrane
Molecular function (GO): calcium ion binding
Source: RefSeq, a predicted model, not a curated record
AUCAGAUCUCCAGCGCAAGCGAAAAGACUGUAAUGUAAGCAAAGCUCACAACAAGUCUCCAGAAAAUGCUACUCACCGACAUUUCCGGACAGGUUACCAACUGGGAGAACCAUCACAUUCUCAGUCUCAUCGCUCCCUAAAAUAGAGCUGACCCUUGAUCCUGGAAAGGCAUUUGUGGAAGUAAAGAUGGAGGCCGGAGGGGAGCGUUUUCAUCAACAAAGGCAAGUCCUGAUUCUCUUUCUUUUGCUGGGAGUGACUUUUGCAGGCUGGGAAUCCCGUCGCUAUUCCGUGAUGGAGGAAAUAGAGAGCGGCUCGUUUGUGGCCAACCUUGUCAAGGACUUGGGGCUCGGAGUGGGGGAGCUAGCUGCUCGGGAAGCCCGGGUGGUCUCUGAGGAUAACGAACCCCGGUUGCAGCUCGAUCUGCAGACUGGGAAGUUGACAUUAAAUGAGAAACUGGACCGGGAGGAGAUGUGCGGCGCUACAGAUCCAUGUGUAAUGCAUUUUCAAGUGUUACUGAAAAAACCAUUGGGAGUAUUUCGAGCUGAGCUACUGGUGAGAGACAUAAACGAUCAUGCUCCUGAGUUUCCUGAAAGAGAAAUGACUUUGAAAAUCCCAGAGAACUGCCCUCCUGGGUCAGUGUUUCCUCUGAAAAAUGCUCAGGAUUUGGACGUGGGCAACAACAACAUCCAAAACUACAGUAUCAGUCCCAAUUCUUAUUUUCAUGUGUCCACCCGCAAUCGGGGGGAUGGUAGGAAAUACCCAGAGCUGGUGCUGGACAAAGAGCUUGAUCGGGAGAAGCAGGCCUUGCUCAGAUUAACCCUCACAGCGCUGGAUGGCGGCUCUCCGCCUCGAUCUGGUACCACCCAGGUCAGAAUCUUGGUCUUGGAUAUCAAUGACAACGCCCCUGAGUUUGCGCAGGCCCACUACCAGGUGCAGGUCCCGGAGAACAGCCCCGUAGGCGCCCUAGUUGUCAAAGUUUCUGCCCGAGAUUUAGACACUGGGACAAAUGGAGAGGUAUCAUAUUCCCUGCUUUAUAGUUCUCAGGCGAUGAGCCCAACUUUUGAGCUAAACAGCCUUUCGGGAGAAGUUCGACUAAUCAAAAAACUCGAUUUUGAGACAGUAUCCUCAUAUGAUCUGGAUAUAGAUGCAUUUGAUGGCGGGGGCCUUUCUGGAAAAUGCUCUGUCUUCAUUGAGGUGGUGGAUGUUAACGAUAACGCCCCAGAACUAACUAUUUCAUCACUUACCAGCCCCAUUCCUGAAAACUCCCCCGAAACAGAAGUGGCCCUGUUUAGGAUUAGAGACCGAGACUCAGGGGACAACGGAAAGAUGACUUGCUCCAUCCAGGAUGAUCUCCCCUUUAUUCUGAAACCGUCUGAAGAGAAUUUCUACACGCUGGUAACAAAUGGGGCGCUAGACAGAGAAAGCAAAGCUGAGUAUAAUGUCACCAUUACUGUCACCGACUUGGGGACACCGAGGCUGAAAACCGAGCACAACAUAACCGUGCUGGUGGCCGACGUCAACGACAACGCCCCCGCCUUCACCCAGACCUCCUACACCCUGUGGGUCCGCGAGAACAACAGCCCCGCCCUGCACAUCGGCACCGUCAGCGCCACAGACACAGACGCGGGCGCCAACGCCCAGGUCACCUACUCGCUGCUGCCGCCGCCCGACCCGCACCUGCCCCUCGCCUCCCUCGUGUCCAUCAACCCCGACAACGGCCACCUCUUCGCCCUCACGUCCCUGGACUACGAGGCCCUGCGGGCCUUCGAGUUCCGCGUGGGCGCCGCCGACCGCGGCUCGCCCGCGCUCAGCAGCCAGGCGCUGGUGCGCGUGCUCGUGGCGGACGCCAACGACAACGCGCCCUUCGUGCUCUACCCGCUGCAGAACGCCUCGGCGCCCUGCACCGAGCUGGUGCCCAGGGCGGCCGAGCCCGGCUACCUGGUGACCAAGGUGGUGGCGGUGGACGGCGACGCGGGCCAGAACGCCUGGCUGUCGUACCAGCUGCUCAAGGCCACGGAGCCCGGGCUGUUCGGCGUGUGGGCGCACAACGGCGAGGUGCGCACGGCGCGGCUGCUGAGCGAGCGCGACGCGCCCAAGCAGCGGCUGGUGGUGCUGGUCAAGGACAACGGCGAGCCGCCGCUGUCGGCCAGCGUCACGCUGCACGUGCUGCUGGUGGACGGCUUCUCGCAGCCCUACCUGCCGCCCCCGGAAGCGGAAGCGGCGGCCGCGGCGCCGGCCGACCCGCUCACCGUCUACCUGGUGGUGGCCUUGGCGUCGGUGUCGUCGCUCUUCCUCUUCUCGGUGCUGGUGUUCGUGGCGGUGCGGCUGUGCAGGAGGGGCGGGGCGGGCUCGGCGGGUCGCUGCCCGGUGCCCGAGGGCCACUUCCCGGGCCACCUGGUGGACGUCAGCGGCACGGGGACCCUGUCCCAGAGCUACCAGUACGAGGUGUGUCUGACGGGAGGUACUGGGACGAAUGAGUUCAAAUUCUUGAAGCCUGUCUUACCCAGUAGCCUAGAAUCAAACUUUGAAAGGAAAUCAGAAGGAAGUCCAACCUUCCAGAAUCGUUUAGGCAUCUGAAACUUCUCCAACUGCGUACAUUAGUUUUAUCUCUUACACCUUUCCCUUAUUUAACCUGGUAGUAAUAAUUCUACUCGUCUUUCUUCUUUUCAGAGUUUUUCAUAGUAAUGCUAAUCUUCGUUUUGUUGGCCUGUUUGCCCUAUAAUUAAUUUUCCAAUUAUUGUCAGUAAAAUUUUAUAUCAGGAAAGUUCGUACUACUGGUUAAAUUUUUAGUAUUUAUUUCUAAAUGAUAAUAUGAAAGCCUCUCAGAAUAAAAGUAAUUCUAACUUUUAAAAGUUCUUUUCUCACUGUAUAUAACACGAUGUAAAAAUGUCUGACUCAUUUUAUCAUAUUUCAUUUUUUUAUUACUGGAAGCUUUUUAAGUUUUUGUUAUUUACACAGCUAUGACUUUUCUAUAACGCCUCUUCUGUUUGGAAUGGAAUCAGUUUAUAUUUGUGUGCGUGCUAAGCUUUUUAAGCUUUUGUUAUUUACACAACUUUGACAUUUCUAUAACGCCUCUUCUGUUUGGAAUGGAAUCAGUUUAUAUUUGUGUGCGUGCUAAGCUUUUUAAGCUUUUGUUAUUUACACAACUUUGACAUUUCUAUAACGCCUCUUCUGUUUGGAAUGGAAUCAGUUUAUAUUUGUGUGCUGUACUAAGUCGCUUCAGUCAUGUCCCACUCUUCGCGACCCUAUGGGCUAUACCUGCUAGGUUCUUCUGUUACUUAUGUCCAAUUUUUUCCAAGCUCUGUUUGGAUUUUUGUUUUAUCAGUAGAUAGCAACAUGUAUAAUUUCCUAUUUAUUUCAAAAUCACUCUUGUAAUCAUUGGACUUUCACUUUCAAAUACAUGUUAUCUCAUGAAAGUAUAUCUUUUUCAUCUAUUCUUUCUGUUCUAAUUUAAUGUUGAAGACUUGUAAGUUCUUCCUAUUAUCUAACUGAAGUUAUGAUCCUGUUAAGAGUUUAAUGAUACCCACAAUGACUAAUGAGUUCUCUUUUUUAAAAAUAUAUUUUUAAUUAGAGGAUAAUUAUAAUAUUGUGUUGAUUUCUGCUAUACAUCAACAUGAUUCACCGGUAGGUAUACAUAUGUACCCUCCAUCAUGAAGCUCCCUUCUACCUUCCACCCCCUAGGUUGUCACAGAGCACCAGAUUUGGGUUCCCUGCCAUCAUACAGCAAAUUCCCACUGGCUAUCUGUUUAACAUAUGGUAAUAUAUAUGUUUCAAUGCUACUCUCUCAAAUCAUGCCACCCUCUUCUUCCCCCACUGUGUCCAAAAGUCUGUUCUUUAUGUCUGCAUCUCCUUUGCUGUCCUGCCAAUAAGUUUAUCAAUACCAUCUUUCCAGAUUCUAUUUAUGUGUGUUAAUAUAUGUUAUUUGUUUUUCUGAAUUACUUCACUGUAUAUAAUAGUCUCUAGAUUUAUCCACCUUAUUAGACUGACUCAGAUGUGUUCCUUUUUGUAGUUGAGUAAUAUUCCAUUGUGUAUAUGUACCACAUAUUCUUUAUCCAUUCAUCUGUUGAUGGACAUCUAGGUUGCUCAUAUGUCCUGGCUAUUGUAAUUAGUGCUGCUUUGAACACUGGGAUACACGUGUACCUUGAAUAAAUGUGUCCUUUUCAACUAGGAGUUCUUGUGAAUCUCCAGGCAGUGCAGGAGAUGCAUGUUCAAUCCCUGGGUCAGGAAGAUCCCCUGGAGGAGGAAAUGGCAACCCACGCCAGUAUUCUUGCCUGGAAAAUUCCAUGAGGAGGAGCCUGGCAAGCUACAGACCACAGGAUCAUAAAGAAUCAGACACAACUGAGCACACAUGCAUACACCGUAUAUUCUUAAUGUCAAUAGACAUGACCAAGCAAUACAUUGCCUGCCUGCAACUGUCCCUUGCUAUUACAAACAAAUUCUCAAAUGAGCUCUAAAUUCUGCCCCUAGAGGAGCUAUUGAUGACACAGCAUUCCAGUAUCUGUUUGUCUUUGGAUGAUGACAUUGUUCUGAUUAAUAGGUAAUUUGAAAGGAAAUACAUUGUAGAAUUAACAUUACUUAAGCAAAGAAAACUUAGUAAAGAUAUGUUGGUGAGGGAGUUGAAUGAUUUGAAGAAAUAAUCAACUCUGUUGUCAGGACUCCUCUAUCUCCAGGAACCUGGUGUGGUUGGCAGAGUAGUGGCCCCUUAAAGACAUCCACAUCCUAAUCCCUAGAACCUGUAAAUAUAGUGUUGUAUUGCAAUAGGAAAUUAAGGUUCAGAGGUAUUCAGGUUGGUAAUCAGUCUUAAAAUAUGGAGAAUAUCCUAGAUGAUUUGGGUGGGCCUGAUUUAAUCAGUUGAAAGGCCUUAAAAGCAGCUUUGAGUCUUCUUGAGAUGAAGAAAUUCUGACUGUGGGCAGCAGCUUCAGUUGAUGCCCCAGAUUUCCAGCCUUUCCUUUUUAAUUGCCCCCUCUACAGAUUUUGAAUUUGCCUAGCCAGCUCACCCAAUCAAAUAAGUCACUUCCUUGUAAUAAAUCUCUUAACAUGUAUCUCCUGCUGCUUGUUUCUCUGAGUGAACCCUGACUGAUACGGAUUUUGGUUCCUGGAAGUGGAGUCCUGCUGUAACAAAUAACUAAAAACAUGCAAACUGGUUUGGAAUUGAGUAACAAGCAUAGGCUGGAAGAAUUUUGAAGAGCAUAAUGGAAAAGUCUUAGAUUGCUUUGGACAGACUGGUGGUUGAAAUACAAAUGUGAAUAACUCUGCUAGCAAAGAUUCAGAAGGAAGUAAGUUGAGGAAGUAUGGUUGAGAAAACAUAUACUGCCAUGUAGAAUACCUAAAUCAAAACCUUAGGAGACUUGGUAGUAAUAUGGAUGUUAAAGUCACUAAUGAUGAGGACUCAGAAAGAAAUGAGGAAAAUGUUACUGGAAACUGGAGGAAAGGGAAUCCUUGCUACAUAGUGGCUGAAAACAGGUGAAUUGUGUCCUGCCUUGGAAAUGUGAGAGAAAAAGGACUUGUAAGCAAUGAACUUGGAUAUUUAGCUGAGAUUUCCAGGCAUAGGUUGAAAGUGCAGCCUGAUUUCUUCUUGCUGCUUAUAGUAAAAUGUGAGAAGGAUAAAAUAUAUUGAGGAAAGGACUGUUAAGCAAAAAGGAACCAGAAUUUGAUGAUUUGAGAAAUUCUCAGCCUAUUCAGAUUGUAAAAGAUGCUAAAAUUAGGAAAGAAAGCCAAGGAUGCCAUAGGUGUACACUAUUUGUAUUGGGCAUACAUACUGACACAAUACUAUAAUGAGAUGAGAUCUUUGAGGACCUUACAUAUAUUUCUUAUAUGGGGUGUCUGUAAAUCUUUGGGGACCAGAGAGUGGACUAUGAUAGGGAGAAUAAUGAUCUCACAUAUCUAUGUCCUAAUCUCUGGAACCUGUGAAUAUCUUGUUAUGUGGCAAAGGGGAAUUUAAAUUGCAGAUGGAUUUAAGGUUGAUAAUCAGCUGACCUUAAUAAUAAGAUUACUCUAAAUUAUCCAGGUGGGCUUAGAACCACAAGAACCUUUAAUAAGUGCAAGUGGGAAGCAGAAAAGUAUCAGAGUAGUAGUAUGUGAAAAACUCUGAACCAGCUAUUACUGAAUUUGAAGACAGAAAGGAGCCACCAGUGAGAGAAUGCAGAUAGCCUCUAGAAUCUAGAAAGACAAGAAAAUGUAUUCUCCCUUGCUUCCAGAAAGGAAUAUAAUUCUACCUUAACUUUAGCCCAGUUUAACUUCAGACCUCCAGAACAGUAAGAUAAUAAAUUUGUGUCAUAAUUUGUUAAUAGUAGCUAUAGAGCUAUACAAAUGGCUAUCAACAGAGCUAUUUCCAAGCCUAUUUUUCUUUGCCUUCCCCUACUACAGGCCAAAAUAUUCAUAUUCCCAUAAUCUCUUGCAGAUAGGAAUGUCAUAUCACUCCAUUAUUGCUAAUGAUAUAAAAGUGUAAUUGGGAAUUGGGCUUAAGGGAAAUAUUUUUGAAAAGGAUAAUCUGCUGUGGCAUGUUCCUUGGGAUUUUUCCCGUUUUCCUUUUUUCUUAAUUGGCAUUGGUUUUGAGGAGUAAACUUUGAGUUGAAGCAACCAACCUGCAACCAUGAGAUGAAUACCAUAGAACAAAGGUUAUAUAUACCAAGUAUGGUAAGAUGGAAAGCCCCUGAAUUUCUUACAGCAUUGUCAAGUUACCACAACAUCUCUAUGCUACCUCCUCCAAGGCUUUAUGUUGCACUUUAUAAAUAAACUCUUCUGUGAUUAAACAAUUGUAGUCAGGUUUUCUGUUAAUUAUAGACAAAUGCACUCCAAGCUGACACAUCUCUUCUCUCCUUCUUGUGAGUAAGGUUGAUUCACACAGUUGUCUGAUUAGGUCCUAGGUUGUCUGUUUAAGAUAUAUGACAUGCUUGUCAAAAAAAAAUACUUUUACCUUCCCUUAGGUGUUAUCAAGGGACAGUACUCUUGAGUUUCCAUGGCUGACUUUAUAUCUUUAUUUGGUCAUCUCUCAAUCUGACUAGUAAAAACAUACACAAAUAAUUGAACUUCCUAAGGAAUUUUCCUGGCUGGUAGCAACCCUAAAAAUUGAGUUUUGGAAAACAGAAUGAGAAAGGGACCUGAUAAAUGCCAGCUAUACUUUUAAACCUGCAUCAGUGGUGUCUUCACAAGAUGACUAGAAGUUUAUUUAUGAAAUAAACCAGAACAUUUGUUUCCCUCUCAGGCAUGGAAGUGGCACAACCAAAAAUUUUAUUUAGUAAAAUAAAUUGACUACAUAUGAGUCCUGAAAAUAUUCAUAAGCAUAUCAGCAAUCUAUAUGUCUUGGUAGAAUAUGCUUGAUGAAAGGAUCAGAAAUUCCUGAAAACCUUUUCAAUAUACAGAGAUGUGUGUUUUGAGGCUUCAAGGUGUCAGUAGCCACUACUCUUUUCCUGUCUUCCUUUACAAGUACUUUAUUGGUAAAGUGUAUAAUUUAAAGGCAUCUCCAAAGGCUUCCUACUUACAUCUUUUUUGACUGAUCUGGAAUACCUUGAAAAGAGUGUUACUUCCAGUUUAUCAGCAUAAUCAUGAAAAAUCAAUAAAAAUAUAUCAUUAUACAUGAUGGAAUUACCUCAAAAAGUUUUAGAAUUCCUUAGCUUCACCCAGUGUUUGCAUAUUUGUGUAUGUUUGUAUAUGUGUGCAUUUGUGUGUGUGUAAUGUAUGUGUGUGGCAGGGGUGAGGGGGAGUGGCUUUAGCAGAUGUUAGAGAUGCUCUGCAUGCAGAGAUAAUAUACCAGAGUAACAAUGCUUUUCCAUAGCUUUUUGAUAGCUUUUCCACACUGUAAAGAUGUUUUUUUCCUUUAAUGCAUAAAUGUAUGUAAUAGAAUUACCAUUGAGGAGGGAAGUGUAAACCAGACUUGGUCAUUUUUUUCUCCAGUGAGCUCAGGAAACAGUAAAGUUGAUAUCAAGAUGUAUCAGGGCUGGAAUUAGGGUGAGGUCAAAUUGUUCAUGUGUAGGGUUGGAUCCUGUCUUUAUUUAAAAUAUUGAUAUUUUGUUUCAUCAUGAAUUAUUUCAUUAAGUUUGACUUUUUUGAAUAUUGAAUUAAGUAGUAUCUAUCUUUACUUCCUAAGUUUUUUGUUGACCCAUUAAUUUUGCUUCUGAGAUGCUUACCUUCCCCUAGCCCUGGUCCUGUUGGUAGUUUCUAUCUUGCAAGUUCAAAUAUCAUCACAGCAGUAGUGAUGGUGGUCACAGCGGAAAUCUGAGUGGUGAGAUCUGAAUCAAGUCUGUCUCCAUUCCGAGCUUGAGGUAGCAGCAGCAACAGUAGAAGAAUACAAAGAUCCUAGGAGAUCCGACAAACUGAAGUCCUGCAGACUGGGAACGGAAGAGCACCUGUAUGGCUGUGAUUCAUCAGGCAAAUUGUUUAUGUUUUUCUUCCAGGUGGCAUGCAGUGGUAUGAAAAUGUUAUCUAUUGGCUGGUUUCAAUUUGUACUGUUGAGAAUUUCUGCAUCUGUGUUCAUGGGGGAUAUUUGUUUCUCUAUAUAUUUUUUCACAUUAUCCUCUUGUCAGUUUUAGUUUCAGAGUUAUUCUGAUCUCAUAAAAUGAGCUGAUAAUUCUUAUUCCACCUCUCUUGUAUGAAAGAGAUAUUUAUUGUUUCUUCUUUAUGUAUUUGACAGAAUUUACCACAGAAGCCAUGUGUGGCUAGCAUUCUCUUUGUGGGGAAAUUCUGAAUUGCAAAUUCAACUUCUUAAAUAAAUAUGCUGCAAUUCCA